AAAAACGACCUCCUCGUAUUAGACUAUCAGGUUUGCCUGUGAAUGUUAACAAAGCUUCAAAUGAGAUCGAUCACAUGAUUAUGGAUAUUCAAAGAUUGCAUCUGACGAAAGAGAGAGAAAAGAUCACAGCGAAAUGCGUAGAAUGGUCAGUAAUUGAUGAAUGCGAUGACGGUAGAAAACUGCUACCUUAUCCAGAGGAACUAAACCAUACGAUCGAAAACGACUACCAACAACAACAACCAAAAGCUACAUUUUGUGAUGAAAACGGUACCCGCUACGAAAUUGACUUUUCGACCAUGGAAGAAUAUCCUGUCCAUGAUCAGAGCGACCGGGCGAAAGUUUUACGGAAAGACAAGCUACAGGCGACCAAAGUCUUAGAUUCCGGUCUUCAGCCUCCGACGACAUGGACCCCGAUGACCGAUCAGGAUCCAGUAAUCGUUGUACCGAUGCAAGCAACUGAUUCCGAGUAUACAGACGUGUUGAAAGAUUUCAACGCUACAAUUGGAAAAGAUAAUCCCACAAUAGUUAAGAUUGAAAGAAUACAAAACCAGACACUGUACCAACAGUAUAUGACUAAAAAAGCAGAGAUGGACCGAAGCUGCGGCGGGCAGAGUGAGAAAAUGCUGUGGCAUGGAACUGCAGAGGGUGCGGUAGACAGUAUCAACAUGUAUGGCUUCAACCGAAGCUUCUGUGGGAAAAAUGGUUAGUGUAUUAUUGCAUUC
This is a messenger RNA of Mizuhopecten yessoensis (Yesso scallop), 722 nucleotides long. RefSeq names its product poly [ADP-ribose] polymerase 14-like. Gene Ontology annotation, molecular function: NAD+ poly-ADP-ribosyltransferase activity; transcription corepressor activity. NCBI's taxonomy places the organism in Eukaryota, Metazoa, Mollusca, Bivalvia, Pectinida, Pectinidae. The transcript has 3 exons. Gene Ontology annotation, cellular component: cytoplasm; nucleus. The record is from RefSeq and is a predicted model, not a curated record. Bases 75 to 707 code for a protein of 210 amino acids. Gene Ontology annotation, biological process: negative regulation of gene expression.